Messenger RNA from Adelges cooleyi (spruce gall adelgid), 1574 nucleotides. RefSeq lists its product as uncharacterized. The transcript is spliced from 6 exons. NCBI's taxonomy places the organism in Eukaryota, Metazoa, Arthropoda, Insecta, Hemiptera, Adelgidae. Bases 38 to 1420 code for a protein of 460 amino acids. Gene Ontology annotation, molecular function: transmembrane transporter activity. Gene Ontology annotation, biological process: transmembrane transport. The record is from RefSeq and is a predicted model, not a curated record. Gene Ontology annotation, cellular component: membrane.
GUGGGGCCAAUUGAUCAUCUUUAUAUUAACGGUAAACAUGUUUAGUGUGCGAACAAUAACGAUAGAACCAUUAGUGCUCGUGUACUUUAUGACCGCUAUUUUGUCGUCAAAUCUGGCCACUAAUUUGCUUCUUUACAAAGCGUGCGUGCCAAACACAGUCGACGGCGAAGAAUGGCGGCCAGCGGCGGGCGAAAAGUGUCCGGACGAGGCGAAAGCACAACACGUUAUCAGUGAAAUCAACGCUUGGAAAUACUUGGUUUUGUACACGGUACCGGCGGUGGUUACGUUUUUCGCAGGCCCGUGGAGCGACAGGCACGGAUGUCGUCGUCGGCCGUUGAUUUUCAUUGCGGUCGUCGGCCAGAUCGGCACCGAUCUGCUGAACGCCUACUGUUCGUGGAACUGGACACUGUCGCCCAACGUCACCGCUGUCCUUCAGGUACCCGCCUUGCUGGUGACCGGCAGCACCACUCUCAUGUACAUGGGGGUGUUCACGCAAGUGGUCGACGGCACCGACGUGCACACUAGAACCUUCCGGUUCGGCAUCGUCGUGUUCAUGUUGACGAUCGGUUCCACCGCGGGACAGCUGAUUUUCGGGUUCAUCGUACCCGCUAUCGGAUUCUUAAAGUCAUUUCUCGUGUGCGCCGCUAUGGGUGCGACUGCUCUUGGUCUGGGCGUUUGCCUCAUACCGGACUUGUCCACCGACUAUACCAAAGUCGGAUUUUGGCAAGACGUCGGCCAAACAAUCAGUCCGAAUAUCGUUGCCGACUGUUUUAGAACUGUGAAUCGAAAGAGAAAAUACAAUAAAAAAAUAGUGUUGCUAAUAACUAUACUGAUUGCUGCGCCACUGACUAGUGGUGUAUUUGACGGUGAACUUUCACUGAUGUAUAUGUUUGUAAGACAAAAAUUCAACUGGGAUGAGUCAAACUUCAGUAUAUAUAUUGGAUGCACGAUGAGCGUUAUGAUGACAGGAACCAUACUAACCUUGUGGAUUAUGAGUAAAUUGCUUGAGAUUAACGAUUCAAUGAUUGGUCUUAUUGCUUCCGUAUUUGAUGUAGCUACUGCUGUAUCAUUUCUAAUAGCUUCACAAAGUUGGCAUCUAUAUUUAAUACCACCUUUACAACUAUUUCGUGGCGCAGCACUUUCAAUAACUGGUUCAAUAACUUCAAAAUGUGUCAAAGCACACGAACUUGGUGCCGUUAAUUCAGCGAGACUUGUAAUGGAGUGUUCUUUGAAAGCCAUUAUUACUACAAUGUAUAAUAUCGUAUAUAGCAGGACUUUGGAAACAAUGCCCAGUGCUUUUUUUAUCAUUAGUAUAGUGUUGACAAUACCGUUACUUGGCUGUUUUGCCACAACUUACUAUUUGUCAAGGGACCGAGUGAAGUCAACUGAGUGUCAACCAAAAUUACAAAAUGAACUUUAGAUAUAAAUUACUACAGAAGUAUAGUACCAUCAACGAUCGAUUCCUGCGAAUUAUGAUUUAGUAUGUUCUGAUUGCCGAUCUGGCUCAAAUGUGUAUGGUAUUUAAAUGUUGAAAUAAUAAAUAACUUAAAUAUGCUGUAAACGUUUUAACUUUA